AUGUCGACUCGUUCUUCAUCACCACUCUCCAACUCCUCUUCCGUCUCUCCAUUGAAAAGAAAGGCAAUGUCGGUCACUCAAACCUACUACCUCGCUCACACAGCCCGGGGCAAGCUCUCUCAUGAGGCUGCUCGCUCGGAUCACAACCUCAGACUCCUCGUCGGCCAUGCCAACCUUCUCGAUUCCCUGAUGCUCGAGCUCGCAGAGGCAGAACAAGAACAAGAGAGCUGGUUCAACCAAUCGGUCAAGAAGGCUACAAAGACAGAAGGACCAAAGCAUAUCCAAUGGGCGGAUACCAUUGUCGAGGACCCAGAGGAGGAUUGGCAAGCAGAGGACGUAGAGGAAUCAGACAGCGAUUCUGAAUAUGACAGCGAUGAGGAUAUCGAGAUGGCUUCACACAUGGCAACAUUACAACGCGUAGCAUCUCGACAACAGGUGACCGCAGUGGAGGAAGUAGAGGAGGAAUUCGAGGACGAUGAGGAGGAAGACUACGCCUCAUUAUCUUUACACCGAACCAACUCCCACUCCGCUACAUCACCACCAGAACUCGACUCGGAUUCAGACUCGUCAGAAGACGAAUCAAUGCCACCAUCUCCACCAUCAACAUCGCUCCCAACAUUCUCAGAAAAGGAACGCCGCCAGAUCGCAACCACAUCCUACUACUCCAAGUCACAACCAACAGAAAGCUCAAACUCAAUACCCGCCUAUGAGGAGAACUUCUACCUCCCUCAGCGGGGCCCGGGUCUCGUAAGCGCCAUCAGCGUCUAUUAA
Molecule: messenger RNA, 771 nt
Organism: Glarea lozoyensis ATCC 20868
Lineage: Eukaryota; Fungi; Ascomycota; Leotiomycetes; Helotiales; Helotiaceae
Exons: 1
Coding region: 1-771 (256 amino acids)
Source: RefSeq, a predicted model, not a curated record